Messenger RNA from Dermatophagoides pteronyssinus (European house dust mite), 1410 nucleotides. RefSeq lists its product as uncharacterized. Gene Ontology annotation, molecular function: DNA-binding transcription factor activity, RNA polymerase II-specific; RNA polymerase II cis-regulatory region sequence-specific DNA binding. Lineage: Eukaryota; Metazoa; Arthropoda; Arachnida; Sarcoptiformes; Pyroglyphidae. Gene Ontology annotation, cellular component: nucleus. Gene Ontology annotation, biological process: regulation of transcription by RNA polymerase II. The record is from RefSeq and is a predicted model, not a curated record.
AUGAUUUCAUGUCAACAAUCAGAUUAUAUUAGUCGUCAUCAUCCUCAUUAUUCUAUUAGUGUUCCAAAUAGUUUUGCUAGUUCAUCAUCCGGAAACGUCCAAUAUAAUCACCACCACCAUCAUCAUCAUCAUUCAGCACCAUCAACUUUAGUAAUGACACCGAUAUCAUCACCAGUUUAUGAUGAUUCAACAACAACCAACAACACUGGUACCAAUGGUGGUCUAUCGGCAGCAAUCAUGAUGACAGCAGCCAGUGAGAAUCAAGCAAGUCAUUUGAUGUCAUCAUCAGCAUGGCUUCAAACAAUUACUCGAAAUAAUUCUCACCAUCAUCCUCAUCAUCAUCAUCAUCAUCAUCCUCAUCAAAAUUCCCAUAAUGUAACAUAUUCAGAUAUGUCGACCGCAAAUGAUUGGUCAAAUGUUGCUACUAUUGCAACACCAAAUGCAAAUUCUUUUCAAUCGGCAACAGCAAAUACUCCACUUAGUUAUCAUCCAAUGGCAUCAUAUUCAAAUCAAAUUGGUCAGGUUUAUCCACAUAAUCCAUAUUGUACAUCAAAUGCUACUAGUAGUGGAGGUUCAUUUCCACCAUUAAGCGUUGGAACAGAAGAAUCGCCCAGUGCGUCAAUUUAUCCUACAACAACAUUUGGUCAUAUGAAUUCAAGUCCAGAUUCAGGUGUAACAGUUUCAAGUGAUAGUAAUGAAUCAUCAUUAUUAUUAAAUUCAACAGCACCAAAUAAUAAUGAUUUAAGUAUUGGUUUUAUUAAAUCUGGAUCCGAUACAACAUCAUCAUAUCUAUAUUCAAAUACAACAAAUUCGGCUAAUAAUACUAAUACUGUUAUGAAUGGCUAUCCAACAACAAUUAAUGUUAUUGAUGAACAAAAUAAUGAUAUUCAAACACAGAAUAAUCAUCAUCACAAUAGUAAAACAACAUAUGAAUGGAUGAAUAAAUCAGCCAAUUCAAAUUCAUCGCAAUCAAGUACAGGAAAAACGCGAACUAAAGAUAAAUAUCGUGUUGUUUAUACGGAAAAUCAACGUAUCGAAUUGGAAAAAGAAUUUAUGUUUUCACGUUAUAUAACAAUAAAACGUAAAGCUGAAUUGGCUAAUGAAUUAUCAUUAUCCGAAAGACAGGUAAAAAUUUGGUUCCAAAAUCGUCGUGCAAAAGAUCGUAAACAAUUGCGAAAAAAAGAUGAAAUUACUAAAAAAAAUAAGGAUAAAACAACAAGAAAAAAUCUAACAUCAACCGGUAUUCUAGAUUCUGGAUCAAUUAUGAUGAAUAAUAAUAAUAAUAAUAAUAAUAAUCAAACAACGGUGAUCAAUGGUAAUCGAUAUUCAUCAUCAUCAUCAUCAAUAAAUGAUAUCGGUGGUGGUGGUAAUGCUAGUUUUCAAAUACAUUUAUUAUCUGUUUUUAAUUAA